AUGAUUAAUUAUUUAAUCGUGAAACAACCUUUGAUUUGCUUCGCAAAAGUACAAAAAUCAAUGCCAGAAAUUAUUUACUUAAUAGUCUGUUGUGAAUUUACGAAUAUUUUAUCAAAUUGCCGACUGCAAGCACAACAAGACGCCGUAAACUUGGUAUGCCACUCCAAAACCAGGUCUAAUCCAGAAAACAACGUCGGAUUACUAACACUAGCGAAAGUAGAAGUACUAGCUACUUUAACGAGCGACGUAGGCCGCAUUUUAUCCAAAUUGCACCAGGUCCAACCCCAAGGCGAAAUCAAUCUCUACACUGGCAUUAGAAUCGCCCAUUUAGCCCUAAAACACCGCCAGGGUAAGAACCACAAAAUGCGAAUCGUAGCCUUCGUCGGCAGUCCCGUAAUCAACGAAGACAAAGAACUAGCGAAAUUAGCGAAAAAACUGAAAAAAGAAAAAGUCAACGUAGACAUAAUCAGUUUCGGGGAAGACAGCCCCAAUGCGGAUGUACUCACGACGUUCAUCAACACUCUAAACGGCAAAGACGGCACCAGCAGCCAUUUAGUAACUGUCCCGCCCGGGCCCCAUUUGUCCGACGCUUUGAUAUCUUCCCCUAUCAUCCAAGGCGAGGACGGCAGCGGCGCCCCGGGCAUCGGAGGCUCCGGCUUCGAAUUCGGCGUGGACCCCAACGAGGACCCGGAGCUGGCGCUCGCCCUGCGCGUGUCCAUGGAGGAGCAGCGGCAACGCCAGGAGGACGAGGCCCGCCGGGCCAAAGACGCUUCCAGCACCGAGGCUCGGGCCAAGUCCGAUACGAUCAAAGAGGAGCCCAACGAGGAAGCCCUGCUGGAAAGGGCCUUGGCCAUGUCGAUGGAGCAAGGGGACGACCAGAGCCUGAACGUGCCCCGGGCUGGGGUGGACUUCGCCAACAUGACGGAGGAGGAGCAGAUCGCUUUUGCUAUGCAAAUGUCCAUGCAGGACGCGCAGGAGGGCCCGGCUAAGGAUGAGCCCAUGGAAGUGGAGGCUGAUGAUGAUUAUUCCGAAGUGAUGAACGAUCCGGCUUUUCUGCAAAGCGUGCUGGAAAAUCUGCCCGGUGUCGAUCCCCAGUCGGAGGCGAUUCGACAAGCCGUGGGAAGCCUCAAGGAUAAGAAGAAAGAUGAUAAGUCUGACGACAAACAUAAAUAA
This is a messenger RNA of Phyllotreta striolata, 1173 nucleotides long. NCBI's taxonomy places the organism in Eukaryota, Metazoa, Arthropoda, Insecta, Coleoptera, Chrysomelidae. The record is from the annotation of a GenBank genome assembly.